AGACCUAUGGGAGACUUUGGCCUGCUGGGCUCACUCCUGGACUCUGCCCAGGAGCACUCCACCGCUGUGGGUCGCGUCUGGCUCAGCGUCCUCUUUGUCCUGCGGAUACUCGUGCUCACCGCUGGAGCUGACCAGGUGUGGGGUGACGAGCAGUCUGACUUCAGCUGCAACACGCAGCAGCCGGGCUGUGAGAAUGUCUGCUACGACACGGCGUUCCCCAUCUCGCACGUGCGCUACUGGGGCCUGCAGGUCAUCGCCGUGUCCACGCCCGCACUCGCCUACCUGGGGCACGUGCUGCACGUCGUCAGGCAGGAAUCCAAGCAGCUCAGCGCCCCCCCGGCCAGCGGCAAACCCCCCGGCCCCCCCCGCGUCUCCGCGGACGGCCGCGUCCCCAUCCGCGGCGCCCUCCUCCGCUCGUACCUCCUGAGCCUCGCCUGCCGGGCCCUGGUCGAGGCCUCCUUCAUCUACGGCCAGGGCCGCCUGUUCGGCCUCUCCCUGGGCCACCUGUACCGCUGCCGCACGUGGCCCUGCCCCAACGUGGUCGACUGCUUCGUGUCGCGCGCCACCGAGAAGACCGUCUACGUCCGCCUCAUGCUCGCCGCCUCCAGCCUCGGCCUGGCCCUCAACGUAGCCGAGUUCGCCUACCUGCUGUGCCGCGCCGGGGGGAGGCGGCGGCGGCGGCGCCUGUACCAGCAAGCCGAGCCCGCGGGGGCCGCUGGGGCCGGGGGGGCCGGAGGGGCCGGAGUCUUCGGGGACGCCGGGAGGCCUCCGGGGCCGUCCCCGCGGGACUGGGGGAGCCGGGAGGCCGGGAGGCUUCGGGGAGAGCCGCCGGGCCUACCAGGUUGGGAGCCUCCCCACCCUGUAGCGGCGAUGUCUCACGGGGCGGUGAUGUCUCACGAGUCCGUGAUGUCUCCUGCCGUGAUGUCUCCUGCCAUGAUGUCUCCUGCCGUGAUGUCUCCUGCCGUGAUGUCUCCUGCCGUGAUGUCUCCUGCCAUGAUGUCUCCUGCCGUGAUGUCUCCUGCCGUGAUGUCUCCUGCCAUGAUGUCUCCUGCCGUGAUGUCUCCUGCCGUGAUGUCUCCUGCCGUGGUGAGCGAAGGAGCCUAUGGCGGCAGGCCGGGCUCCAGCCGCUCCAGGCACGGAGAUCUGCAGGUGUGA
Messenger RNA from Petromyzon marinus (sea lamprey), 1155 nucleotides. Lineage: Eukaryota; Metazoa; Chordata; Hyperoartia; Petromyzontiformes; Petromyzontidae. The record is from RefSeq and is a predicted model, not a curated record.